Messenger RNA from Dracunculus medinensis (Guinea worm), 450 nucleotides. Lineage: Eukaryota; Metazoa; Nematoda; Chromadorea; Rhabditida; Dracunculidae. The record is from the annotation of a GenBank genome assembly.
AUGUUUAAUACGCCAGAAAAUCAAAAGGACAAAUUACAAACAUCAUCUUCCAGUUCAACAUCGUCACCACCAGUUGUUGCCGUUCCAUUACCACCCGAUAUUACGUUUUUUAAGAAAGCGGUUUGUAUUCGUCAGCCACUGUUGUCUGGUGCUACAGAUAGCUCACAAUCAAGAUUUAGCAGUUCUAGAGCAGCACCGCAAUUGUCGUUUUCCGCAUAUCCUUCAUCAUCAUCGCCACCACCACCACCACCAAGAUCUGCCCAUACGUGUCUCAGCCUUUAUAAUCGUCCAAAGAAUAUCGAUUAUCGUGAACAAAAUUUAGCUACACAAAUUCAUCCUUUCGUUAAAAUUCCUCACCUUCAUACUUCUUUAUUAUUCCAGGCAAGCGCAAUUAUUUUAUUGCCAAAUAUUAUAAUUAUAGUAAUAACUAGCUAUAUUAAUUAUAGAUGA